AUGUCCGACAAGGCCGUCGAACCUGAGAUCGAAAAUGCGACCGACGCGCAUAGUAAACCGAUAUCCCGCUUCACGCGAUGGUACCGGAGUCCAUUGUUCAAUGUCAUCGUGGUCGGCAUGAUUUCCUUCACCCAGCCUGGAAUUUGGAAUGCGCUUAACAAUGUCGGUGCAGGAGGCCAACAAGAGCCCUAUCUUGUCAACGGCGCAAAUUCCCUCACAUUUGGCAUCAUGGUCUUCGGCUGCUCGAUCUUCGCCAUUCUCGCCAACAAGAUUGGUCUCAAAACCGUCCUCAUCCUAGGUACUCUGGGAUAUGCACCAUAUAGUGCAUCCCUGUAUGUUAACAAUCGAUAUGGCACGGAAUGGUUCGUUCUCCUCGGUGGCGCAACUUGUGGUCUUGCAGCCUCUGCACUCUGGGCAUCCGAAGGAGCCAUCGCCCUGGGUUACGCAGACGUGCAUAACCGUGGGAAAUUCACUGGAAUCUGGCUCGGAUUGCGAGAGCUUGGUCAACUCAUUGGUUCAUCUAUCCAACUUUCGCUCAACUACAAGAGUGGCGAGAGAGGCAAGGUGGGAUAUACAACCUAUAUUGUACUCAUCGCAUUGCAGUGCCUCGGCCUUCCGCUCGCACUUUUGGUAUCGCCACCCCACAAGGUCAUUCAUCGCGAUGGCCGCAAAGUUCCGGAUCCCACAAAAAAUAAAGCAGUGAUGAAAGAAGCGAAGCGCUGGUUUGCACUGCUCAAGGACAAGCGCUUUUUCCUGCUCAUUCCGGUAAUGAUUGGUUUCAACUGGAAUAACACAUACCAAGGAAUUUACCUCACGCGCUAUUUUUCUGUUCGCGCGCGGACACUUGGAUCUUUGUCGUCUGGCAUUGCAGCUACAGCAGCGAACAUCUUCUGGGGUUGGUUCUACGACACGAAGUUUUUCAGUCGGCCUACACUGGCCAAGUUCACAUGGACCAUUUUCUCAGUGCUCAUGUUGGCACUUUUCGGCUGGCAAGUCGCAAACGAGAAACUGUAUGCUGAGGCAGUGCCGAAAGUUACUCUGGAUUGGGACUUGCCAGGUUUUGGUCGCGGUUUUGCUGUCAACGUGAUGUUCCGAUUUAUGAAUGAAAGCCACUACAUGUUCGUCUACUGGAUCCUCGGCGCUUUCUUUGACGACAUCGAGACUUUGACAUUGGCUGUUGGUUUGCUGCGCUCUUUCGAGUCUGUAGGUUCCUGCCUGGCUUUUGGCAUUGGAGCCGCGAAGAUCAAGCCAAUGAUCAACCUGAUUAUCGCUUUUGUUAUGUUUGCCAUCACGAUACCAUCAACAUUUGCGGCAACAUUUCUUGUUCCAGAACGCCCAGUCGAUGAACGCACAAGAAUUGAGCAAGAGUCAGUGCCGGAGGACAGCCGAAAGAGUGUCGAAAAUGCCGUUGGUGACGCGCUGAGAAGAGAUAAUUUCGUGAUCGUUGGAGGCGGGGCAAGUGGUCUUACUGUUGCGGACCGGCUCACUGAAGACCCAUCGAAGACUGUGCUGGUGCUCGAAUAUGGGCCAUUUGACACACACGAACCAUCUGUUCUCGUACCAGGCUUGCUUAACCUCACAUCGACUCCUUACUGGUUCAACCUGACAUCAACGGCACAGCCACAUCUCAACAAUCGCACAUUCCAAGUCACUAUCGCUGCAGCCGUUGGUGGCGGUACCGUUAUCAAUGGCAUGUUCUUCCACCGCGGCGCAGAAGCUGAUUACGAUGCGUGGGAAGAGCUCGGCGCCCGAGGCUGGGGCUGGUCAGAUUUGCUACCGUACUUCAAAAGAAGCGAGACGUUCACCCCGCCCAAUGCAUCAUUUGCACGCGAAUGGGGCAUCGAGUGGGAAGAGCACUUACGCGGCACCCAAGGCCCGCUUCAGAUUAGCUAUCCACCCUACCAGUUCCCCAUCAUCAAAGAUUUUUUCCGAGCAUUUCACUCAUUGGGCAUCACGACACCGCGCGACUCUAGUGAUGGAAGAGCCAAUGGCCAUGGCAUAGAGUGCAUUUCUGAUGUGCCAGGUGUUGGUCACAACUUUCAAGACCAUCCGACGAUGUUCUUCAUCAACACUUUUGAGGAUGACAUCGAUCCAAGUAUCGAUGACCUGACCUCCAACCAGACUUUCAUAUCUGAACAAUUAGCUCUCUAUGAGCACUCCAGAGAAGGCGCCUACACCAUAGUUAACAAUGGCGGCAAUACUGCUGCCUUCGUCGCUCUCCCACAAAUGGUCGCAUCUGCUACGCUCUCCAAGCUCCUGAAUUACACCACUUCACGUAUGGACACAACACUUCCGUAUUCGAUCCAAUCCCUAUACACGCAUCAACAUACUAUCCAGAUGCGUCAACUUGCCACGAACAAUACCUCUGUACAAGAGACUGCUUUCAACAAAGGCUUCCUGCCCAUCACGCUGCUGCUACACGCACUCUCGAGGGGCCGCAUCUCUCUCAACGCAAUUAGGCCACUCUCCGCGCCUCUUGUUGACUACAGCACGCUAUCACAUCCACUGGAUUCGGAAAUCUUCGUGCAGAUGCUGCGUUUCAAUCGUCGCUUGCUGCAAAUGCCCAGUCUCGCUGCACUACAACCGAGGGAGCUGGUGCCCGGUGCCAAUGGCUGGUGCAACCCACAUUCCAGCAUCCUUGUUGUACUGCUGCUAUGGGAAAGAGAGCUCAUGGGGGAGUUGUAG
Molecule: messenger RNA, 2685 nt
Organism: Parastagonospora nodorum SN15
Lineage: Eukaryota; Fungi; Ascomycota; Dothideomycetes; Pleosporales; Phaeosphaeriaceae
Exons: 7
Coding region: 1-2685 (894 amino acids)
Biological process (GO): secondary metabolite biosynthetic process; transmembrane transport
Molecular function (GO): flavin adenine dinucleotide binding; transmembrane transporter activity; oxidoreductase activity, acting on CH-OH group of donors
Source: RefSeq, a predicted model, not a curated record